AUGAAGCAACAAAAGGGCAUUGAGGAUUCUACGCAUCCAAAUCACAUUUGCCUUCUCUGCAAGGAAAUAUAUGGUCUAAAACAAGCUCCUCGUCAGUGGUUCACUACGUUCACCAACUAUCUUCUCAGCAUUGGUUUCCAACACAGUAAAGCGGAUCAAUCUCUGCUCACCUUCGUCAAGCCUCUAUACAAUUCUAUCUUCUUGUAUAUGUCGACGACAUUGAUUACCGGUAACAACAAGACAGCUAUUGAAGACCUUCUACAACAACUAAAUCAGCGGUUCACCAUGAAACAACUUGGUCUAGCACAUCAUUUCCUUGGAGUCAAGAUUCAAUCAGCUAAAGAUAAGUACUUUCUUUCACAAACUUCUUAUGCUCAAUCUAUCCUUCAACAAGCGAAUCUUAGCCAAUGUAAUUCCCUAGAUAAUCUCUCGUGUACCAAACUGCCAAAUCAAAUGUCUGCAGAUGUCCAAAUGUUUGAGCCGCACGUCUACCGGAAGAUAACUAAAGCUCUUCAAUACAUGGCUAUCACUCGUUCAGACAUAGCAUACGCCGUCAACAUUUUGCCUCAGCACAUGCAUUAUCCAAACAUCACUCACACUUAUCUACUAAAAAGAGUUCUCCGGUAUAUUCACGGGACACUUGAUUUUGGCCUACCCAUCACAAAAUCAUCUCUUCAACUACGCACCUUCUCGGAUGCAAAUUGGGCCGGCGAUCCAAUUACCAGAAAGUCUACAUUGGGAUAUUGCUCAUUUCUGGGUGACACUCUUGUCUCAUGGACUGUAAAGAAAAAGAGCACGGCAUCACGAUCCUCAACUGAAUCGGAGUACCGCGCAUUGGCUGCUGCUACCGCAAACACAAUUUGGAUUAAAUGGUUGCUAUCAGAUUUUGGGGUCAAUCAUGCUACUACAAUCGACCUCUUCUGUGAUAACAUGUCGGCGAUUGCUCUUGCAAACAAUCCGAUGUUCUACGCACGAACGAAACAUAUUGAAAUUGAUCAACGCUUCAUUCGGGAUCAUAUUCAAAACAAUAACAUUCAACUGCUUCCAAUAAGCACGACAGACCAAAUAGCUGGCAUCCUUACUAAGCUGUUAUCCACUCCCAGAUUUCGCAUCUUACGGAACAAACUGACGAUCACUCAAGAAUCAUCAGUUUGUGGGGGACUAUUAGACAAGAAAUAA
Messenger RNA from Dendrobium catenatum, 1179 nucleotides. RefSeq lists its product as uncharacterized. NCBI's taxonomy places the organism in Eukaryota, Viridiplantae, Streptophyta, Magnoliopsida, Asparagales, Orchidaceae. The coding region runs from base 1 to 1179 and encodes 392 amino acids. The transcript has a single exon. The record is from RefSeq and is a predicted model, not a curated record.